CGAUGGUCCCAUCUGUCGAAUCUGUCAUGAAGGUGGAAAUGGGGAGGGACUGCUUUCCCCGUGUGACUGCACAGGAACACUGGGCACCGUGCACAAGAGCUGCCUGGAAAAAUGGUUAUCCUCCUCCAACACAAGUUACUGUGAGCUCUGCCACACAGAAUUUGUUGUAGAGAGAAGACCAAGACCUUUGACAGAG
This is a messenger RNA of Tauraco erythrolophus (red-crested turaco), 196 nucleotides long. The record is from RefSeq and is a predicted model, not a curated record. Lineage: Eukaryota; Metazoa; Chordata; Aves; Musophagiformes; Musophagidae.